Funneliformis caledonium is the source of this 156-nucleotide messenger RNA. NCBI's taxonomy places the organism in Eukaryota, Fungi, Glomeromycota, Glomeromycetes, Glomerales, Glomeraceae. The record is from the annotation of a GenBank genome assembly.
AUGCAAAAAAUUGAUAGCGAACAUCAGAAAAUUAAACAAGCCGCUGUUAAGACUUUACAUCAAAAUUCUAUAUUAGCGAUGCAUGUGAUUGCAAGUGGUGAGUCACCUGCUAGAACUAGGUUACGGAGGUUACGUGAUUUAACAACCUUAAUAUGA